AGGCGUGUCUGCAGUAAUCCCGGCCGUACAUGUAUAAAAGUGACGUGUCGCUGCCACUCGCUCAUCUGCCGUCUUGUCGUCCGACUGUUGGUCACCCAAGCAAAGCAGCACAAAAGCAUCAGCGCGCGCGCACACUGACCAGGGCGGCACAAAUGAAUUUGGAGGCACCCAAAACUGAGAUCAAGUCGGCCACGCGGGUGAGCGGGGGCCCCGCCACCCCGCGCAAGGGCCCCCCCAAGUUCAAGCAGAGGCAGACUCGGCAGUUCAAAAGCAAGCCCCCCAAGAAGGGUGUGCAAGGGUUCGGUGAUGAUAUCCCGGGAAUGGAGGGCUUAGGAACCGACAUUACAGUCAUUUGCCCGUGGGAGGCCUUCAAUCAUCUGGAGCUGCACGAGCUGGCCCAGUACGGAAUCAUCUGAGCUCGUCCGGAAACACACACACACACAAAAAAAUAAAUAAAUUCAUUAAAAAAUGGAAAAGGAGAUUUUUUUUUUAAAUUAAUAUUGUGGUCAUGACUCAGCAGCUGCUCGUGUUUAGGAUGCGAUCUUCUGUAAGGUUCUUGUUUGCCGGGCGGCCUGGUGUUGAAGCUGCAACGUGGUGGUUGCUAGUCUGUUCAUCCAUCUUUGCUCACGGUUGACUCUGAACUCAUUGAUUUGUCGUUAGAAAAGCAGCCACACCACGUGUCUCCUUGCAUCUUCUCUUUUUUUCGCUUAAGUGAUCCUUGUCUAGACUUUUGUACGGUCGUCGUUAUCAUCAUUUACGCAUGCAGGGUAACACUUACUCUUUGCAGUUGUUUAUUUGUGUUUGCUUGCACUUUGCUUGGUUUUCUUCUGCAGCCAGGUCGGCAUGGUCAAAGAGAAUCGGAGAAAUAAAGGUUUGAAAAAAAUGCUGGUGAUGGAGA
Hippocampus comes (tiger tail seahorse) is the source of this 898-nucleotide messenger RNA. It is a transcript of the gene pde6gb, whose product is annotated as phosphodiesterase 6G, cGMP-specific, rod, gamma, paralog b. Gene Ontology annotation, molecular function: cGMP binding; 3',5'-cyclic-nucleotide phosphodiesterase activity. Gene Ontology annotation, biological process: visual perception; positive regulation of epidermal growth factor receptor signaling pathway; positive regulation of G protein-coupled receptor signaling pathway. Bases 30 to 416 code for a protein of 128 amino acids. The record is from RefSeq and is a predicted model, not a curated record. NCBI's taxonomy places the organism in Eukaryota, Metazoa, Chordata, Actinopteri, Syngnathiformes, Syngnathidae. The transcript is spliced from 4 exons. Gene Ontology annotation, cellular component: photoreceptor outer segment membrane.